AUGCUUUCCAGUCGUGCCCGCACUCAAGAGUCUCCUUUCUCUCGUCCGAGACCUGCACGCACUUCACGCAGAUCCGCGCCUGUCUCCAAGGUUAAUGAGGAGUCCUCGCCUCCUCCACCACCCUACGAUUCACCAUUAAGUUCUCCUGGGGAGGAGGAUGAUUAUAAAGAGGAUGUACUGCGUCCUCUCGCUUCACAAUAUAAACACAACCAGCGUCGCUUUCGUACUACCUCUGAUACUAGUUAUUUUGACCCGAAUUGGGAGACCGAGUCGCUUUUAGACGAACCUUCUUCAACACAAGGUCAAAGCCGCAGGAUGUGGGAGCCUGAGUCCGAUGACUUGGGUACUCCCACUGCACAAUCAAACCAAUUUUCGCAACCGCGUAGUCCGUCGCCAAAUGUCCCUUCAUCAUCAGACCAAUCGAAUUUCGUCACGCCACCUCCAGCUCGUCUCGCUGCUCUCCAGCAACAGUCAAUGUCGCCAACGGCGCUCCCGGCUACCCCGCAACGUGUAUCACUACUGAAGGACCUAAAUGAACAAUUGCAAGAACGUGUAGACGAGCUGAUGGCUCAGCUUCAUGACGAAGGUGCCGCCUCCUCAACACGUGUUCGCAAGAUGGAACGUGAAAUUGCAAACUUGCAAGCGGAAUUAUUGAGAGUCCAAUUGAGGAACGAUGAACUCGAAGGAACUGCGAAGAGAGAAUCUGACAGUGGGGAGGAAGAGAGGAGAGAGGCUGCCAAGCGCGCCAAAGAACAGAGGAAGGAGAAGUUGAGGGCCGCGAGGCGGAGAAGGUUAACACAUGGCAUAGGCACAUUUUCUGGGACUUGGUAUGGAAGCCCACAGGACUUUGCACCUCCUUCCGGCACACCAUCUAGAAACGUCGUCUCCCAAACAAAGCAGAUGUCCUCUGGAACACCUGUUUUACGACCUCUUGAGAUCACCACGGCCCUCCUUCCUUCUCCGUCCGAAGAAGAACCGUCAGUGGGAUACACAACCACGCCAGUCACUCCCGGUGAAUCACACAGCCCCACUGCUCCCCUUCUUGACGCUUUCAAAUCAUCCUCUCAGAGCUCGGUCGAACCGUUUGGUCAGAAUAGUGCCGCAACGACUGCCACUCUUGUGGAAUCGCCAGCGCAAGGCAUGCCUCCAUUCAAUCUUCUUCCACCUGCCGAUGUGUCAACCAGUCACCUCCCCAUUCAUGAGGACCUCGUGGCCUCUCCAAUGAAACAGAAGUCAAGCCCAAGUAGAACCCUUUCAGCGAAAAGGGCUCUGGGAAGUAAGAUAAUGAUCACAGGUACCGCUGCAAUCUCGAAGGGGAAAGGAAAGAACAGAGCCGCUCUUUCGUCUCUUUCUUUCGUUCCACCCGAAGUCACUAAUGAAUCUAUUUCUCAAUUGGCGCUGAAAGAAUCUACCAGUUCAUCGACAACUCCGACACCUCUUUCACGACCCCGCAAACCUUCUAGUCUCUCUCGCGCCGCCAACCUUAACAUAUCUUUCCCUCGUUUGGAUCGCACUCCGAAUAGGCCUUUCGAUUCAAUCACCUCGCGUAAAACGGACUCUGCAACCUCACCAAUGGCAUCCCUUUCUCUACGGAUGGAUGCACACCUUGACGAAGACGAAACGUCCAAUGUGCUUGUGUCUCCAGUUAUCUUGCAUCAUCAACUGCGUAAUCCUUUCUUGAACGUGGCCCCUUCUGACAGCGGGAGUCCACUUCGGGCCACAAAGACGUUGAUGAGCGAGUUAGGAAGUGAAUUUGGCGGUGAUUGGAAAGCGCCAUUGGAGCCGGAGUUACUUGGUUUGGACGUCAUAACCCCGGCGGAUGAGGCGAACCUUACGAGGGAUGAGACGUCUAUUGUUGACGAUCACGCUCAGGAAGGACAGCAACAUUCUCAUCACCAAGAACUUGUCUUGAACGAUGGUUCGAUGGAGGCCAUGAACGCUUUAGCAUUCGCGCUCGAUCCGAUGCGAUUUGGUGAUCCUCGUGCGUCGGAUGAGCACAUAUUGCCUUUGGGUUGUCUGCGAAAUGCCCCUCCUGACACGUUUCAUUUGCUUGAUAAGGCGAUUGCUGCUCGACCUGCCGUUUGGAUUGAUAGCAGGGAGGCGGGCAGGAAUGGAAGGGAGAGGAAUCUAUUGAUCAGUGGUCUUGGGGAGUCGAUGAAGCUGCCCAGUGCCAGGGUUAGGGAUGCUACGUGGAACCUUUACCCUGAUGAGGACAGUGAUGUCGUAGAGGGGGAUAAUGAUGAAUCGCCUCUCGUGAGGAGAGAGAGGGCGUUGGAUAGAAUGGAUAGGACGAGAAUGAGGAGGAUAUCCACGUAUGGCCUCGCGUCGACGGCGGUACGUGCAGCUGCGGCUGUGACUCCGGCUCAGGUGUCUGGUCCUGGUGUUGGACUGGCGUUUUCAGCUGCAGGUCGCUCUCCUCUUUCUAGUCAAGUACCCCCUUUUGGAGGGGGUGAUUAUAUUCCCACUCCCCGACAACCACUUCCUUCUGGACCGUCCGAUUCUUUCUUUUCUUCUCGAUCCCCACCUCGUCUUUCGUCGUCGAGACGCGGGGGGGAUGAAUAUCCGACUGAGGACUCAUAUGAUGAUCAUGGUAGCGGUAGCGAUGACGAUGACGAUGACGUUCGAACCUCUGCUUCCGGGAGUGAAGAUGACCGAGAUCGGCCGCUCGUAUCGUACUUUGAACCGCAAGUUUUGGUCUCCAGGGUGAAAAAAUCGUCGAUGCACACAGUGAUGCAGGCUUGGAUUACCUUCCAGUUUAUGGCUGUUGUCACGGUGUUUAUUUACCUUGCGGCUAGGAAAGGUCCCAAUGCGAUCUUGGGCGGUGGCCUCGGAGGGAGAAACAGUAGCAAAGGACUGGUUGGAAGGGCUAGGAGUAGCAGAGGUGUUCAUUCAAGACGUCGGUGA
Molecule: messenger RNA, 2904 nt
Organism: Cantharellus anzutake
Lineage: Eukaryota; Fungi; Basidiomycota; Agaricomycetes; Cantharellales; Hydnaceae
Exons: 3
Coding region: 1-2904 (967 amino acids)
Source: RefSeq, a predicted model, not a curated record